UCAGGUUUGCUCGAAUGUUAAAGAUUGUGAUUUUUUUUUUUUGAAAAGAAAAUGCUUUGGGAGUUGCUAGGUGCACCCAGCAUUAUUGCUGGUGCACCCAGCUACUUUUGAAAUUGCCAAAAUUGCCCCUACUGCCUGCUGUCGCGGCUGCCCCUUCUUUCUCUCUUUUCAUGAAUAGUGCUGCCAUGAACAGUGCCUCCAUUUACUACACCCAGCAUCCGACUUUUAAAAAUGGCACAAUGCUUCCAUUUGCGCAUUGUCUCUUUCUUUUCUCUCUUCGGUGUGCAAUGCUUCCUUCCUUGCGAUUGGUUUGGUUCGGUGAACGGUUAGGUUGCGUGAAGGUGAAGGUGCAUUCUGGUGUUCGGUGUUGCAAUGAUCGUCGGCGGCAUACGGCAUACGAGAUGGACGGAGAUCAGUGGAUGUAUGAAGGUAUAAUGCCUAAAGAAGUGGAUAUGGAUUAUGAAAAUGAAGAAGAAUGUGGUGUGAAUGAACCGCAUGUUUAUUGUUCGGAUGCGUUCAAUACUUCUCAGGUGUUUGACAGUCGAGAGGAUGUUUUGCGGUGGGCUCGAUCUGUUGCUUAUGAAAAUGGAUUUAUGACGGUGCUUGUAAGGUCUGACAGAAACACAGGUAGUAGAGGAAGGACUUCAUUUGUGUUAAUUGACUGUGAAAGAAGUGGCGAAUAUAAGUGUAUGAAGAAAGAAUUUGUUAGAAGAGACACUGGGACUAGGAAAUGUGGGUGUCCCUUCAAGCUUCGUCGCAAACCAGUGGUUGGAGGACAAGGCUAGAUGGCGAAGUUGAUUUGUGGGAUUCAUAAUCAUGAAUUGGCCAAGUCAUUAGUUGGACAUCCAUAUGUCGGCCGAUUGACUAAAGAUGAAAAGACACUUAUUGCUGAUAUGACGAAGUCUAUGUCCUUGUCGCAAAAUUAGCAUGGCUUAAUUAUCGUAUUUGAUGCUAAUUUUAUUUCUUUUCACUCUCUUUAAGUUAAUGUAAUGUUAUUUUAUGAUUGGAAUGAUUUUACGUUUGAA
Glycine soja is the source of this 1025-nucleotide messenger RNA. RefSeq lists its product as uncharacterized. The coding region runs from base 171 to 785 and encodes 204 amino acids. The transcript has 3 exons. The record is from RefSeq and is a predicted model, not a curated record. Lineage: Eukaryota; Viridiplantae; Streptophyta; Magnoliopsida; Fabales; Fabaceae.